AUGGAGCAUGUCUCCCUUGAAUCAAAGAAAAUCUUUCACUUCGAUGGGCGCGUCUUAAAUGGUGCUUAUUACGUUUCAGAAAUGAGACCGCCUUCGCGCAAGGGACAACCUGUCACUGUAGAGUUCAGUAUAUACGUGGUGGAUGUUAACUCUAUUAAUGUUGAAGAUAUGGACUUUAGAGUGGAUAUGUUUAUCAGACAGACCUGGACAGAAAGCCGCUUGCAGCUCCCAGACGAUAUUUUCGAAGAGGGGGAUGAUCACGUGACCUUGCCGCCCGAAUUCUUUGACAAUCUAUGGCAUCCGGACCCUUACUUCUUAAAUUCCAAAGUCACAGAGAUAGCCGAGUUGACGCACAAAUUCUCAUCAGUCACCCUAUACAGGAAUCAAACAGUUCGGUACGCAGCCAGGAUGCAUGCCAUCAUCGCUUGCCAGAUGGAAUUUCAACUCUAUCCCAUGGACAUACAGUCGUGCCCCAUUUAUAUCGAGAGCUUUUCGUACAGUAAUCAGAAAGUGCGUUUCAAAUGGAGCGAAGCUGGUGUAACAAUUAAUCCCGAGCUAAAACUACUUCAGUAUCACAUCGGCGAACCACUCAGACUCGAGGAGACUAACGGAAUUAUGCUCGAUAAAGAAGGUAACUUCUCUCGUCUGGUAGUCUACUUUCGCUUCGAGCGUCAGAUCGGUCACCAUUUAAUACAGACGUUUGCCCCCUCUUCCCUCGUCGUGAUGCUGUCUUGGUUCAGUUUCUGGUUGGAUCUGGACGCAGUGCCUGGAAGGGUCACCCUUCUCGUGACCUGUAUGCUAACUCUAGUCACGAUGUUUACUGGUCUCAGAGCAGAUAUACCACCCGUGGCUUAUGUCAAGGCUUUAGAUCUUUGGAUGGCUGGUUGCAUGAUGUUCGUGUUUGCGGCACUAAGUGAGUUCGUGGUAGUCAAGGUGCUAGACAAACAGUAUCAAAUGAACAAGUCCAAAGCUGAGGCUAUACCGAGAAUUAUUCCAGUUCGAAUAAAUGGGGAAAAAGGAUCGUGUGGCACAGUUGCAGCGUGGGAGGGAAGCGGGGUGAGAUGUCGUAAGGUCGACCUCACGUCGCCCGCGUCUCCGCCGGCGAGUACACCUGCGGUGCAUUCAACCCCUGCCGCCCCUACGCAUCUGGUGGGAGUCGAGAGGAGGCAAAGUAUAUUGCAAGUCGCCUGGUUGGACGCAGACACCGGACAAGAACGAGUAUUGUGGCGGGAAAUAGACAAACUCUCUAGGAUAGUUUUUCCAGCCUUAUUCCUUUUGUUCGUUACAUUGUACUGGCCUGUGUUGCUGUUAAAAACAAAGAGUUCAUCGUAUUGA
Molecule: messenger RNA, 1335 nt
Organism: Leptosia nina
Lineage: Eukaryota; Metazoa; Arthropoda; Insecta; Lepidoptera; Pieridae
Source: the annotation of a GenBank genome assembly